UUUUAAAACCCAUUUGUCAAGUGAGCUGUCCUAAUUCAAAGACGGACGUUGCAAACCACAAAAAAGCGACUUGAUUGCUUUAAAUUGGCGCAUUAGCUCAUUUAUCCUAAAUAGACGUUUAAAAUUACGCGUGAUGUAAGAACAUUGAAUGACUGGCACAGCCACAAACAUACGAUUUAAUAUGUCGUCGGCCAGUUCGGUGGCGAGUUUUCCAUCAAGUAAAAAACAAGGGGGCCGUUGCCGCUGGAUAAAUCACGGAAAUCGUACGAUUUGAAUAAUGGGAGUGGCCGUGAACAGCGAAAUGUCAAACAAAUGGGAGAGUAUUUGCAAAAAGCGCGUGACGCUUUGACAGAAGAUGGCCGCGCGUGCGCGCCGCUCAGUCACUUCAGUUCCACUCCGCAGAUAUGUAGUUUACUAAGGAGUUUUGGUAGUUUAUUAAAAAUGUCCACUUUAAUGUGGUCCUGUCCCUGUUGUUUGCGCUUCAAGUUCACGCCGGAGGAACUGGAACAGCGCUACAAGAGCCAGGAAAUCGACAAGAUGAUCGAGAAGGACAAACAGGCGAUGAAGAGGCAGGUGAAGCUGCUGUUACUUGGUGCAGGGGAGAGUGGCAAGUCGACGUUCCUCAAACAAAUGCGGAUCAUACACGGCAUCAAUUUCGAGAGUCACUUAAUUAAGGAGUACCAGCAAGUGAUUUACCAGAAUGUGGUGAAGGGUUUGAAAGUGCUAGUGGACGCGAGGGACAAGCUCGCCAUUCCUUGGGGCGACACCACCAACAGUGAGCUCGGCAAAGAGCUGUUAACAGUGGACAAUUCUGUGGUGUACGACUCCAGACUCUUUAACAAAUUGUGUCCCCUCAUCUCGAGACUGUGGCAGGACUCUGGCAUACGUAGGGCCUUUGAACGAAGGAGAGAGUUUCAAUUGAGCGAUUCUGUGGAAUAUUUCCUGAAUAAUCUGGACAGAAUUGCGCGGACCGAAUACAUGCCCACCAACAAGGACAUCCUCCAUUGUCGGAAGGCGACGAAGGGCAUCACCGAAUUCGUGAUACCCAUCAACAACAUACCAUUCCUUUUCGUCGACGUGGGCGGACAGAGGUCGCAGCGCCAGAAGUGGUUCCAGUGCUUCGAUUCGGUCACCUCGAUCCUGUUCCUGGUCUCGUCCUCCGAAUUCGACCAGGUGCUGCUCGAGGACCGCAAAACGAAUCGGCUGGAGGAGUCACGCGACAUAUUCGACACGAUCGUCAACAAUAGGAUCUUCGAGAGCGUGUCCAUCAUCCUGUUCCUGAACAAGUACGAUUUGCUGGAGAAGAAGGUGGCCAAUCCGGAGACGGACAUACGCUGGUACUUCCCACAGUUCACCGGCAACUCGCACUCCGUGCAAGACGUGCAGGCGUUCAUCCUGGGUAUGUUCACGGGCGUGGCCAGGGACUCGAGACGGGGGUUGUACCAUCACUUCACCACAGCGGUGGACACGGAGAAUAUCAAGGUUGUUUUUAAUUCGGUCAAGGACACGAUACUGCAUAGGAAUUUGCAGAUAUUGAUGUUGCAGUGAGCAGUGACGCAAAUAAGGGACCGCGACAAGGCUGUGUUAAACACAAUUUUUUUUAAAAAUGAAGUCAAGACUGACUAAACGGUUAAUUAGUCGUCGGGUGGAAACUUGGUGGUUUGGUCUAAUGGCCAGGUAUGUAAUUGGUUUAUUAGACCAAAAAUGGGCAUGCUUUGACUAACAGUACUAAAAGUACAAAAUUGAAAUAUGUGACAGUAACAUUGGGUCAAGUAAUCUUUUUAAUUUUAAAAUUUCUGGAUAUGUGGUAAUUGCACUGCAUAAUGAAUAGCUCAUUUAGUGGUAACAAACAGGAUGUGCCAUAAUUCAUAGGAAGUAUCAUUACUCAACAUAUCUACAUAUGGAUGGUUUUAAAUUAGUUUAUUUCAAAUCAAAUUUAAUAUAUUUUUUAUAAUUAUAUUUAAGCUACAGUCACAGCUUGUUUGUGUUUUAAAGGCCCUCCAACUGUCACACAUUUUUCGCCAAGCCAUACAGUUUCCACUCCUGAUAGUUAUUUUAUAUAUUUUGUUAAAUCGAAUUUAUAUAACUCAGAAUGUUUUUUUAUUAAAGUACAAUCUACAAAAUUACAUAAAUGUGAUAUCGAUAACAAUACUUUUACAAUACAAAAAACGAGUGGUUGAAAUAUGAUAAAUUCUAAUUGUAUAUAGACGUGUAAAAAAUUUUAAAUGUAUGAUGUUGAAUAUAUUACCAGUAAUAAUAAUUUUGUAUAUAUAUUAAAUUUUUAAACCUGAAUCUAUCGAGCCAAAUAAAGUGUAUCUGAUGUAAUAUAUUUUUUAUAUAAGUAUAGAUUUAUAUAAAUGUGACCAAUACACAUGAAAAGUUUAAUAAAAAUCAUUGGUCCAAAGGUAAUUUCAAAUCUUUGAAAUUAUUUGUAUUUUCUAUAACUUUAUAUUGAUUGUUUUUAUUAGAUUAUUUUUAAAAUUGUAUUUUUGUGAAACAAAACGUUACAUAAGUUACAUAAUGUAACACUCGAAAUUUAGCACCACAUUUUACUCAUUUAUGAUCUAAUAAAAUACGUAUAAUAAAACACAAAAAUACACAUAAUAACAUUGUCUUCCAACGUAAAGUUAUAUUUUUAAGAGUUAAGCAUUUUGUAGACGAAAUGACGCUAAAUUUCAUUAUCGUUCACUGACUUUUAGCAUUAUUUUGCCGAAUGAAUUUGCAUUUAAAUAUAUUUCUGAUAAUUGUGUACAUGUAAAUUGUAUUUACGUAUUUUAUACCAGAAAUAUUGUUUCAUAUGUUAGCACAAGCAAUAAUUUGAGAUUAAAAAGACUUGUAGUGUUUCCAAUUUUAUAUCAAACUGAUGUUUACCAAAGAGUGAAUUUUGAAUUAUUGACUAAACUAACAAAAAAUGUUGUUUUAUCAACGGGUUUUGUUUUUUCACAUUUCUGUAGUUCUCGAAAAAAAAUUAGUAAUAUAUAUUGAUAUUUAAAGGUAUAUAAUUAUUUGUAUUAUAAUCAAUUAUUAUUUAUAUAUAGAUAAUGUAAUAUACUGCCAAUUGCACCUAAUAUUACACAGCUAUUUUAUUCAAUUCCAUUUGUACAUAUUUUAAAUUUUAAUUUGUGAUAAUGUUAAAUUGAAUUAAGGCAUUUAGUACUGAACUUAAAUCACAGUAACAAAAAUUGUUUAAGAACCUGUCAAUUUUAGGUUGUGAUUAAACAGAAACAUUUUAAAAGUCUCAUCCAUCAAACUCAAAAUAUUUGAAUCUCGUACACGAAAUUAAUAUAAAUAAUGUUACUUAAGAUACUAAAUUAGUCAAAUAUAAAAUAUUUCAAGUGGAUGCAACAAAUUAAGAAAAUAAAUCUUGGGUAAAUCUUCAAAGCUUUACCUCUUCAUAUUCGUUAUUUAUUCUUUGACGUUCUAAAUAUUUACAUUAAUGGUUUCUCAUCAUUAGAUAAAUAUAUUAAGUCCGGUUCAAAUCAGGUGACGAGAUUGGAAUGAAAGACUUUAAUAUUAAUCGCAAUUUAUAUAUACAAGUGCCUUAAUGUGUUCUAUAAGAUAUUCAUAAACAAAAAUUUUUAUAUAGCUUUGUAAUAAAUUGUAUAUAUUUCCUUUUAAAAUAUUUUUGUAUUUGUUAAUAAAAAUUAUAUUGAAUGUAUAAA
This is a messenger RNA of Aethina tumida (small hive beetle), 3662 nucleotides long. RefSeq names its product guanine nucleotide-binding protein subunit alpha homolog (gene cta). Gene Ontology annotation, biological process: Rho protein signal transduction; adenylate cyclase-modulating G protein-coupled receptor signaling pathway. The record is from RefSeq and is a predicted model, not a curated record. Bases 313 to 1548 code for a protein of 411 amino acids. Gene Ontology annotation, molecular function: guanyl nucleotide binding; GTPase activity; G-protein beta/gamma-subunit complex binding. NCBI's taxonomy places the organism in Eukaryota, Metazoa, Arthropoda, Insecta, Coleoptera, Nitidulidae. Gene Ontology annotation, cellular component: heterotrimeric G-protein complex; brush border membrane. The transcript has 2 exons.